Molecule: messenger RNA, 2560 nt
Organism: Aphis gossypii (cotton aphid)
Lineage: Eukaryota; Metazoa; Arthropoda; Insecta; Hemiptera; Aphididae
Product: DNA replication licensing factor Mcm5-like
Exons: 3
Coding region: 240-2429 (729 amino acids)
Biological process (GO): DNA replication; double-strand break repair via break-induced replication; DNA replication initiation
Cellular component (GO): MCM complex; nucleus
Molecular function (GO): ATP hydrolysis activity; ATP binding; single-stranded DNA helicase activity
Source: RefSeq, a predicted model, not a curated record
ACGCAAACAAUCAUAAAAAAAUAAUGAGAAUGAAAUGUUGCCGAAUGCUGACAUACCUACCUGUUUAUUUUAUCAUGGUCAUGGUAUUAUUUUAAAUUUCAGACUUCAGUGUUCUCAGUAAGCAUAAUUGUUGUUUUGACUGUUUUAAUUAAUUCAAAUUUCAAUCUUUUUUUUAAAGUAAAUUGUGACUUUUUUUAAAAAAAUUAUCGUAGUUUUAUUAAAAUUACUGAAACAUAAACAUGGAAGGAUUUGAUACACCUGGUAUAUUUUUCUCUGAUACAUUUGGAGAUGAUGACAAUUUGGCAUCAUCAUUGUUGAACGCAAGAUCAAUAAAAAAAUCGUUCAAAGAUUUCUUAAAAACAUACAAUGAAGAAAAUUUUAACUAUAAGUAUAGAGAUACAUUAAAACGAAAUUGUAACUUGGGUCAAUAUUGGAUGGAAAUAAAUGUCGAGGAUUUGGCUGGAUUUGAUGAAAAUCUUGCUGAUAAGUUAUACAAACAACCAGUGGAACAUUUGCCAGCUUUUGAAGAAGCUGCGACAGAGUUAGCACAAGAAUUGCUUGCAUCUGAUAACCUAGAAGAUAUUGAGCAUAUUCAAAUAUUAUUGUCUACAAAUUCAUUGGCUUCUUCGUUGCGUUCUAUUAAAUCUGAGUCAGUUUCUCGGCUUGUCAAAAUUCCUGGUAUCAUAGUAUCUGCGUCAAGUAUUCGGGCUAAAGCUACACAAAUAACAUUGCAAUGUCGAUCUUGUCGUAAUGUAGUACCACAUUUACCAGUAAAACCUGGUAUGGAUGGUUAUAUCUUGCCAAGAAAAUGUACCACUGAACAAGCCGGUCGUCCACAAUGCCCUUUGGACCCAUAUUUUAUUAUACCAGACAAAUGCAAAUGUGUUGAUUCUCAAAUUUUAAAAUUACAAGAAUUAAGUGACUCUACACCUCAAGGAGAAAUGCCACGACACGUACAAUUAUAUUGUGAUCGUUACCUAUGUGAACGUGUAGUUCCAGGGAACCGUGUUAUGGUAGUUGGUGUUUAUUCUAUAAAAAAGGUUAAGACUUCAAAAAAACAAAAACUUACUGAAAAUUCUCGUACUGUGGUUGGUGUGCGUGCUCCAUAUUUAAGAGUUUUAGGAUUUCAAAUGGACGAUCAGGUUGGAGGUUUCACUACUUCAAUACCAACUUCUGUUGAAGAUGAAGAACUAUUCAGAAAACUGUCAUCAUCUCCUGAUAUUUAUGACCGUAUUGCUAAGUCUAUAGCACCAUCUAUUUUUGGUUUUAGUGAUAUAAAAAAAGCAAUAGCUUGUCUGCUUUUUGGAGGUUCUCGGAAAAGACUUCCAGAUGGUUUAACUCGUCGUGGAGGUAUAAAUUUAUUGCUUUUGGGAGAUCCUGGUACAGCUAAAUCACAACUUUUAAAAUUUGUACAACAAGUUUCACCUAUAGGUGUAUACACAUCCGGUAAAGGUUCUUCAGCUGCUGGACUCACAGCUUCAGUAACUCGUGAUCCAACAUCUCACAAUUUUGUGGUGGAAGGUGGAGCAAUGGUUUUGGCUGAUAGUGGUGUGGUUUGUAUUGAUGAAUUUGACAAGAUGAGAGAAGGUGAUAGAGUUGCGAUUCAUGAAGCUAUGGAACAACAGACCAUAUCAAUAGCUAAGGCAGGUAUUACAACUACUCUUAACAGUCGUUGUUCGGUGAUGGCUGCUGCAAAUUCAGUAUUUGGUCGGUGGGAUGACAGUAAAGGCGAAGAUAAUAUUGAUUUCAUGCCUACAAUUUUAUCUAGGUUUGAUAUGAUAUUUAUUAUUAAAGAUGAACAUAAUCAAAACAGAGAUAUGAUAUUAGCUAAGCAUAUCAUGAAUGUACAUUUAAUGAAUGGUCAAGCUAAACAAGAAGUUGAAGGAGAAUUACCAUUGGCCACAAUCAAAAAGUUCUUGAAUUACUGUCGUCAACGUUGUGGACCUCGAUUAUCUGAAGAAGCUGGUGAGAAGCUCAAGAGUCGUUAUGUAAUUAUGAGAACUGGGUGUCAUGAAUUGGAAUCUGAGAAAAAACUUGCUAUUCCAAUUACUGUUAGACAGUUAGAAGCUAUAAUUCGUAUUGCAGAAUCUUUAGCUAAAAUGCAAUUGCAGCCCUUCGCUACCGACAGUCAUGUAGAUGAAGCUUUAAGAUUGUUUCAAGUAUCUACUCUGAGUGCUGCUACAUCAGGCUGUUUAUCUGGCGUAGAAGGUUUUUCAACUGAAGAAGACACAGAUACACUACAGAGAAUUGAAAAGCAGUUGAAACGUCGAUUCCCAAUUGGAUCUCAAGUUUCUGAAUUUAGUAUUAUUCAAGAUUUUCUGAGACAAAAAUAUCCACAACGAGCUAUAGAUAAAGUUAUAUACUUGAUGAUCAGAAGAGGUGAAAUACAACACAUUAUGCAACGAAAAAUGUUAAUUAGAUUAAAAUAAUAAUUAUUAAAACAUAUAAAUUUUAAAAAAUUUUGUCAUUUUAAUGUAAAUGUUCCAAUUAAAAAUGUAUUUUUGAUUUCAUUAUUGUAUUUAAAUUCAUAAGAACUAUAAUAAAUAAUUAAUAUUUUUUA